Molecule: messenger RNA, 2528 nt
Organism: Orussus abietinus
Lineage: Eukaryota; Metazoa; Arthropoda; Insecta; Hymenoptera; Orussidae
Exons: 3
Coding region: 1729-2226 (165 amino acids)
Source: RefSeq, a predicted model, not a curated record
UCUUUUCGCGCUUUGUCGCAACCGCGACGGGAUGUUGUACAAAAUCGAGGGGGAAGAGAGAAAAAAAGCGACACGAUAUUCCACUCUGCGGCUCUUCCGCGAGGCGGCGAGCGCACGCUAGUAUAGUUAUUAUACAAGCGAUGCCAUAAUCGAUGAUCCCGCCGGUUAUUAAUUUCUACCUGUCCGACGAGUCCGCGGGUCGAAUUGGAGUUUUCACCGGGGGGCACGGAGAGGGAAAGUGGCGUGAGGUGAAAAUUCCCCGACGAAGACCGGCGUCUAUACGCCUCCGGUCGCGUAAUGCACACUCGAGGAUCCCACGCGAGCCGAUAAUUGUCCGGCGAUUAUUUUUUUAAAAGACGACAACCGCCGAGGGCGUUUCACGUCUUUUCGGGAUCCCUCUCGAGGCGUGAAAAAAGCGCGAAAGUUGGCCGCUCGUUCCCGGGCGAGACCUCUUUCCCUCCCAUGAAUAAUGUCCCCAGGGGUUUAUGGGCCCUGCGUAACCGAUUUUGUUUACACUUCUGGGAGUCCUCUCGCUUUUUUUCUCCCCCCCACGUCUUCCUGUUACGCGAGAUCUGGACGAUCGCUUUUUAUAUUCCACGUGCACGCGGGGGAAGAUCGAACGGUGACAUUUGCGGGCCCUCGGACUCGACGUUAAUUAUUCUUAGCGUGGGCCUCGAUCGUGAUCGCUCGCCGAUCCGGCGAUUGCCCUUCGGGGGAAUAAAGCAAACCGUAUCGAUCCUCCUCCGGCGAGGCUACCGACGAACGCGGAAUGUGGGUUCGGUUGAGGGGAGCGAAAAUGUCAACGGAGAGCCAAUCGCUAGGUGCAUCCUAUUAAAGGUUCAGAGAUCAUAAUGUGGACGUACCCUUAAAGCGGGAAAGAUCCCGACUCCGCGAUCCCUCGUGAUAUAUAUCCGUGGCCUUUGGCGGUCGCUUAAGAGACGAUAAAUCCACGCGUCGCCGGCUCGGGGAAAAAUAAUUGCAUCCUUAUACGGAGGGUGCGGGGAUGCCGCGGGGAUGCCGCCGGGUCCUCGGAGAUGGACCGGGCAAUUAACGCUGCACAAAUCGGGACCCAUCGAUUCCAGAAAACAGCCGCGUCUCGGAUCGCCGAGGGCCUCCUCGAGAACACGGCCAAUUACUCGCGCUCCUUCGCCGCACCCUCUUCGCGGCGUCCUCCGCGAGUCGGCUUUUGUGCUCCAGUCGUGCGUGCGGGAGGGAAAUGGCCCGAAUGAAAAAUGUGCGGAAGAAAGUGCCGGGGAAUUUUCAUUCGAAGUAUUUUUCGAUAUCUCGCCCCGCGUACGAGCUUUCCCCGGCCCCCCCGGAACGCUCGCGUGACUCGUACAGGGAACGAUUAAAAUCGGGCCGUGAUUCAGCCGGGAGAAUGUGAAAAGCAAUGAAAGGUACAUUCCCCGAUCUUAGAUCCCGGACAAAGAGAUGCAUCUGGAAGAAGGCACGCGACCGCGGGACGUCGUAAGGCCCUUUCGUCACCGCAUUUGUCGCGAUACGAUCGUCUCUAUCCGUGAGGCGAACCGUCGACGCGCUCGGAGGGGAUACACGCGUCGGGCCCGGGGAACGCGAUAUAAAGAGAGAAGAUUCUCCCCGAUCUGCGCUACUAGGAUCCCGUAGUUCUAAGGCGCCGCGUGAUGGUAACUCGCGGUGUGGUGUAGGAGAAAUUUAAAAAAAAAAAAAAAUAAGAAAAGAAGCAUCUCAAGCACGAUCUGCCGAGUCGUCAUGGAUCGUCGCCGAGGAUCCGUCAGUUCCCUGGUCCUGCUCCUCCUGGCAGGAGCGUGUACCGCCGAAAAGCUAUCUCCAAACCAAAAAGCGCCUCCCUUUGCCCGGGGUGCCGGAGGUCUGAGUCUUCCGACUCCUCUGGAGGGUGGUGCCCCGAAGAGCCCCUCGGUGAGUGAGAACGGGGUUCAAUGGGACGAGACUUCGGACUUCAAGGAGGUAGACGGCCAGGUCGUCCGCGUGGUCCAGGGCACCCUGUCCUACAACAGUCCUGAGGGACUGCCGAUUUUCGUCAAGUACAUGGCGGACGAACAGGGUAAUAAAGCCAGCUUCAGAUUCGGUACCGGACAAGGUGGGACCUCGGGAGGACCUCGCGGAGGUCCCCAAUAUCCUGGAUCGACCUCAGGGGGCGGAUACCCGCCUCAUGAGAGACCCGGAGGCGGAUCCAGCACCUACUUGCCACCGAAAAACGUCGACAACACUUAUUUGCCACCCUCGUAAUAUUCCUCAUAGAUUUCUCAUUUCUAUUUUUUUUUUUCUCGCCAGGAAUCCCAUGCCCCGGUCCUCUGCCUAUUUUCUAACUCGCAUUAAUGGAUCGAAUCGAUCGAACGGAGAUCGGCAUCGAAUUUCUUCGGUACACAUUCGCAUAGAACUACCCCGUAUCUCGUGAAAUUGUGGAGAGUCGUCGAUUUUAGUUAUUUUAUUAAGGCAAUGCGUAAUUCACAAAAAUAUGUACCCGACGUCUCUAGAUGACGUCUUCUAAGUUAAUGUAGUAUUUGUACAAUACAUAAUGUAUCUACGAU